Molecule: messenger RNA, 1377 nt
Organism: Arvicola amphibius (Eurasian water vole)
Lineage: Eukaryota; Metazoa; Chordata; Mammalia; Rodentia; Cricetidae
Gene: Igsf21
Product: immunoglobin superfamily member 21
Exons: 9
Coding region: 1-1377 (458 amino acids)
Biological process (GO): homophilic cell-cell adhesion; heterophilic cell-cell adhesion
Cellular component (GO): adherens junction
Source: RefSeq, a predicted model, not a curated record
AUGCUUCCCUGUCUCAUCCCCUCUCCCCCUCCCUCCGCAGGCUACCUGACAGUGAACAUUGAGCCCCUUCCUCCUGUGGUGGCUGGGGAUGCAGUGACCCUGAAGUGCAACUUCAAGACAGACGGCCGCAUGCGUGAGAUCGUGUGGUACCGGGUGACAGAUGGUGGCACCAUCAAGCAGAAGAUCUUCACCUUUGAUGCCAUGUUCUCCACCAACUACUCACACAUGGAGAACUACCGCAAGCGGGAGGAUCUCGUGUACCAGUCCACUGUGAGGCUGCCUGAGGUCCGGAUCUCAGACAACGGUCCCUAUGAAUGCCACGUGGGUAUCUAUGACAGAGCCACCAGGGAGAAGGUGGUCCUCGCCUCAGGCAACAUCUUCCUCAAUGUCAUGGCUCCUCCCACCUCCAUCGAAGUUGUGGCUGCUGACUCACCUGCCCCCUUCAGUCGGUACCAGGCCCAGAACUUCACACUGGUCUGCAUCGUAUCAGGAGGGAAGCCAGCACCCAUGGUUUAUUUCAAACGGGAUGGGGAGCUGAUCGAUGCAGUACCCCUGUCAGAACUGCCAGCAGCCAGCUCCGGCCCCCUCCAAGACAGCAGGCCCUUCCGCGGCCUUCUGCAUCGAGAUGUGGACGACACCAAAAUGCAAAAGUCACUGUCCCUCCUAGACACUGAAUACCGGGCUGGACGUCCCUACACGGAGCGCCCCUCACACACUCUCACCCAGGACCCCAGCCUUUUCGUGCAGCCCACCACGGAAAACAUCCCAGAGACAGUAGUGAGCCGCGAGUUCCCCCGUUGGGUACACAGCGCAGAACCCGUCUACUUCCUGCGCCACAGCCGCACUCCAGGCAGCGAUGGCACGGUGGAGGUGCGGGCCCUGCUCACCUGGACCCUCAACCCGCAGAUCGACAAUGAGGCCCUCUUCAGCUGUGAGGUCAAACACCCAGCGCUGUCCAUGCCCAUGCAGGCAGAGGUCACGCUAGUUGCUCCCAAAGGACCCAAAAUCAUGAUGACGCCCAGCAGAGCCCGGGUUGGGGACACAGUGAGGAUUCUAGUCCACGGAUUUCAGAAUGAAGUCUUCCCAGAACCCAUGUUCACGUGGACGAGAGUGGGCAGCCGCCUCCUGGACGGCAGCGCUGAGUUUGAUGGGAAGGAACUGGUGCUGGAGCGGGUUCCUGCUGAGCUCAAUGGCUCCAUGUAUCGCUGCACUGCCCAGAAUCCACUGGGCUCCACCGAUACACAUACUCGGCUCAUCGUGUUUGAAAACCCAAAUAUCCCAAGAGGAACAGAGGACUCCAGUGGUUCUGCUUCUGGCCUCGCUGGCGUCCGGCUCACCCUGGUGCUUGCCCUGACAGUGGUCCUGGAGCUCACGUGA